This is a messenger RNA of Medicago truncatula (barrel medic), 2197 nucleotides long. RefSeq lists its product as uncharacterized. The transcript is spliced from 2 exons. The record is from RefSeq and is a predicted model, not a curated record. The coding region runs from base 283 to 1923 and encodes 546 amino acids. NCBI's taxonomy places the organism in Eukaryota, Viridiplantae, Streptophyta, Magnoliopsida, Fabales, Fabaceae.
UGAAAAUCUUAUGAAGUAGAUAUAUUCUGGUUCCAUUUCAUUCCAUUCAUCAUCACUAAACUAGUUGACAUUAUCAUUUUCAAUGUCUUCAACAUUCUAAGUCUUAGGAUAAGUUGUUAGAACACAACAAAGAAAAAAACUCUUGAACUUCUUCCACUUGUUUUUCUCUUUCUAUUUUCUCUCUCUUCACUUCUUCAUAGUACAUUGAAACUUAGAUGCUACAUUGAUUAGAUCCAAGCUUUUGAACAAACCCAUUACUCAUUCUAACCCAGAAAAAGGGUCAUGGGUGGUAGUAGUAUUACAGAUUCAUGGUGUUUUUGUAAAGGUGUAAGUAAAACUGAGAGAAUGAAAGGUGCUAUUUUUUCAGGUAAAAACCAAGCUAUGGCUACUAUUACUACUAACACCAAUGUUGGUAAUGGUGUCUCUGGAACUGGAUUUCUUAUCCAUAGGAAUCUUCUCUUGACGACUCAUGCUAAUCUUCCAUCUGCUGUUGCUGCUGGUAGCUCUGAGAUCCGGUUGCAUAAUGGUGUUGCUGCUACUCUUGUUCCUCAGAGGUUUUUCAUUACAAGUUCUGUAUUAGAUCUUACAAUUGUGGGUUUAGACGAUGCGGAUGGAGAGUCAAACACGCAGGGACAAAACCUUCACCACUUGAAGACCUGUUGUAAAACCAAUCUGGAUCUAGGAAGUGUAGUGUACCUUCUAGGCUACACAGAGAAACAAGAGCUCACUGUUGGUGAAGGGAAGGUCGUCAUAGCGACCGACAAUCUCAUCAAACUGUCAACUGAUGGGGUUAUAUGGAGCCCAGGUUCUGCAGGAUUUGAUGUGUAUGGCAAUCUAGCUUUUAUGAUAUGUGAUCCAAUGAAAUUAUCCACAUCACCGAACACGCCUUCAACUUCUUCAUCCUCUACCUCAUCUUGGAAGAAGGAUCUCCCAAUGCAAUUUGGCAUGCCAAUUCCUGUUAUAUGUGAUUGGUUAAACCAGCAUUGGGAGGGCAACCUUGAUGACCUUAACAAACCGAAAUUACCACUCAUGCGGUUGAUGUCUACUGGUCCUAGGAGCGAACAUUCAUGUGCUUCCUUCACUUUGCGGCAAGUUUUCAAGUCGACAGAUGCUGAUAAUGAGGGAACCUCAUCUUCUUCAAAUAACAAUGUCGUAAAAACAAGGAGUCAUGGACAAAGUUCUAAUGCCGUUGCCAACACUGCUGAAGAUGAAAGUUUGAUUACUAACCCUAACGCUGCGCAUAUGCAAGGAAUUCCCACUCCAGAAAUAUAUGAAUCACCAAGAGUUACUUCUGUGCCACUCAGAACGAAAGAAAAUACACAAAUACAACUUUUGGACAUCAAUUUUCCUCCAAGGAUCACCAAACCUGCAGUUUUUUCACAGCCAUCGAAGGAACCACAUCCAAAAUCCGCUGAACCUCUGCAUGAAAGCCAGCCAAAAGGAGAACAAAACCAGGACAGAAUGCCAGCAAAAGCUCCUAUUGCAGAAGUUUCAUCAACAGGUUCUGUUAACGGAGCUCUAAGUGAGGUUCAAUCUAGUUCGUCUCCAGUGGAAGCAUCCCAAAUGCACGAUGGAUAUAGUAGUGAAGGAGAGACUAUGUACUCGGCGGAAACCGCAGAGAGCCGCAACUAUACAAGUCCAAGAGAGUCGAAGUUUCAACAAGUGGGAAGAAGUCAGAGUUGUGUUAGUCACAAUAGAUGGGGUGCUGCAAAGAGGAGUCAAGUCGCCCGUGGGAUGCUAGUAGAAAACCAAAGGAGUUUCAUGAAUGUCAAGAAGAUGUAUUCACAAGGAGCAACUUCUCAGAGAAGCAAUGAGUAUUUCAGCCCAACCGUGUCGUCAAUCAUGAAACGUAAUGGCUCGGAGCAACCGACAAGAUCCAGGCAAACUGCUUUUCAUUCUCCCUCACCCAGAUGGAAUUUUUGAUUGAUACUUUAUAAUAUGAAAUUUAUAUUUAUUUUCCACUCCAUAGUUAUAAAACUGAAAUGAAAAAAGAAGAGUAAGUAUAGUGUCUUUAUAUGUUUAUUUUUUAUUUUUAUGGAACAUAUAUGCAUAGACCAGUAGUGGUGAAUAAGAAAUUUAAGUAAAAAUGUAGAUUUCUUUUAAAUGACUGACGCUAAUUCCAUCUGAAGAUCAUUGUUGUCUCUAAAAAUCAAUUUACAACUUCCCAUGUACAAUAAAUACAACAAAUGUUGAUUGA